AGAACUUCGAACCGUGGACGAGCCAGUUCAGUGAGCGCUGGGGAACCUGGAGGGAGGGAGGCGGAGUGAGUGAGAGUGAGUGAGAGAGAGAGAGAGAGAGAGAGAGAGAGAAAGGAAGAAGGAAACGGAGACCUGCGUAAACAGAAGCACUAACACGCGCACACACACACACACAGACGCAGACGCGCACACACGCACAGGCAAACGCUCUCGAGGAGGAGGGGGAAAAAAGCACAUGGUGUGAAAAUGCCCACGAACUUCACGGUGGUCCCGGUGGAGGACGGGCACGAGCCGGCCCCGGCCCGCGACGACAACGCCCUGCGGGAGGAGGACGAGGACGACCCGGAUCGCUCGGCGGGACACUCAGGAGAUGGCCUCCCGAAGGAGGACAGCCCGUUCAUCAACAACACCGACGGCGAUAAGGGGAAUCUGUACGACGGGAAAAACAUGGCUCUCUUCGAGGAGGAGAUGGACAGCAAUCCCAUGGUCUCCUCGCUGCUCAACAAGCUGGCCAACUACACCAACCUCACGCAGGGGGUCAUCGAGCACGAGGAGGCCGAGAACCUGGAGGGGGCCAAGAAGAAGACCGUCCAGAGUCCGCAGAUGGGCACCUUCAUCGGGGUCUACCUCCCCUGCAUGCAGAACAUCCUGGGCGUCAUCCUCUUCCUGCGUCUCACCUGGAUCGUGGGCACCGCGGGCAUCCUGGAGUCCUUCGCCAUCGUCUUCAUGUGCUGUGCCUGCACGAUGCUGACGGCCAUAUCGAUGAGCGCCAUCGCCACAAACGGCGUGGUUCCAGCCGGCGGGUCGUACUACAUGAUCUCGCGGUCCCUGGGCCCGGAGUUCGGAGGGGCCGUGGGGCUCUGCUUCUACCUGGGGACCACCUUCGCCGGGUCCAUGUACAUCCUCGGCACCAUCGAGAUCUUCCUGACCUACAUCGUGCCGAACGGCGCCAUCUUCACGGCGGAGCGGAAGGAGGACGAGCAGGCGGCCAUGCUGAACAACAUGCGGGUGUACGGCACCUGCUGCCUGGCCCUCAUGGCGCUGGUGGUCUUCGUGGGCGUCAAGUACGUCAACAAGCUGGCGCUGGUCUUCCUGGCGUGCGUGGUGCUGUCCAUCAUGGCCAUCUACGCCGGCGUCAUCAAGACCGCCUUCGACCCGCCUGACUUCCCGAUCUGCCUCCUGGGCAACCGGUCCCUGAAGAACCUGGAGUUCGACAAGUGCGUGAAGUCGGAGACGGUGGGCAACGCGACGGUCCCCACCGCGCUCUGGGGCCUCUUCUGCGACGGCGUGUCCGCCAACGCGUCCUGCGACGAGUACUUCCGGGACAACAACGUGACGGAGAUCCAGGGCAUCCCGGGCCUGCUCAGCGGGGUCAUCUCAGAAAACUUGUGGCCCAGCUACGCCCCCGGCGGAAUGCUGGUGGAGAAGCCGGGGCAGCCGUCCACCCCCCCCAAGGACACGUCCCAGGACAUCAACAGACCCUACAUCUUCAACGACAUGGCCACCUUCUUCACCCUGCUGGUGGGCAUAUACUUCCCCUCGGUGACAGGAAUCAUGGCCGGGUCCAACAGGUCUGGAGACCUGAAGGAUGCUCAGCGUUCGAUUCCCACGGGAACCAUCCUCGCCAUAGCAACCACAUCCUUCAUCUAUAUCUCCUGCGUGGUGCUGUUCGGUGCGUGCAUCGAAGGCGUGCUUCUGAGAGACAAGUUCGGCGACUCGGUGAAGAGGAACCUGGUGAUCGGCAUCCUGUCCUGGCCCUCCCCCUGGGUCAUCGUCAUCGGCUCCUUCUUCUCCUGCUGCGGGGCGGGGCUGCAGAGCCUCACCGGCGCCCCCCGGCUGCUGCAGGCCAUCGCGCGCGACGGCAUCAUUCCGUUCCUGCAGGUGUUUGGUCAUGGUAAAUCUAACGGGGAGCCCACCUGGGCACUGCUGCUGACCGCGGGCAUCUGUGAGAUCGGCAUCCUGAUUGCCUCCCUGGACGAGGUGGCGCCCAUUCUCUCAAUGUUCUUCCUGAUGUGCUACCUGUUUGUGAACCUGGCCUGUGCGGUGCAGACCCUGCUCCGUACCCCAAACUGGAGGCCCCGGUUCAAGUUCUACCACUGGACUCUGUCCUUCCUGGGAAUGAGCCUCUGCCUCUCCCUGAUGUUCAUCUGCUCCUGGUACUAUGCUCUGGUCGCCAUGCUGAUCGCCGGGUGCAUCUACAAGUACAUCGAGUACAGAGGAGCGGAGAAGGAGUGGGGCGACGGGAUUCGGGGCCUGUCCCUGAACGCCGCCCGCUACGCCCUGAUCCGGCUGGAGGAGUCCCCGCCCCACACCAAGAACUGGAGGCCGCAGCUCAUGGUGCUGCUGAACCUGGACUCGGACCUCGGGGUGAAGCACCCGCGGCUGCUGUCCUUCACCACGCAGCUGAAGGCGGGGAAGGGCCUGACCAUCGUGGGCUCCGUGCUGGAGGGCACCUACAUGACCAAGGCCUCCGAGGUCAAGUGCUCCGAGCAGAACGUGAAGGCCGCCAUGUCUGCGGAGAAGACCAAGGGCUUCUGCCACGUGGUGGCGUCGUCCAACCUGCGCGACGGCUUCUCGCUGCUCAUCCAGUCGGCCGGGCUGGGCGGCAUGAAGCACAACGCCGUGCUGAUGGCCUGGCCCUGCAGCUGGAGGCAGGCCGAGAGCUCCCUCUCCUGGAAGAACUUCAUCGAGACGGUGAGGGAGACCACGUCGGCCCACCAGGCCCUGCUGGUGUCGAAGAACAUCGACUCGUUCCCGUCCAAUCAGGAGAGGCUGGGGGGCACCAUCGACGUGUGGUGGAUCGUGCACGACGGGGGUCUGCUGAUGCUGCUGCCCUUCCUGCUCCGGCAGCACAAGGUGUGGCGGAAGUGUCAGAUGCGCAUCUUCACCGUGGCUCAGAUGGAUGACAACAGCAUCCAGAUGAAGAAGGACCUGCAGAUGUUCCUGUACCACCUGCGGCUGGACGCCCAGGUGGAGGUGGUGGAGAUGCACGACAGCGACAUCAGCGCCUUCACGUACGAGAAGACCCUGGUGAUGGAGCAGCGCUCGCAGAUGCUGAAGCAGAUGCAGCUCUCCAGGACGGAGCGGGAGAGAGAGAUUCAGAGCAUCACUGAUGAGUCCCGCAGCUCCAUCAAGAGGAAGAAACAGGCGGGAAAGAGCGCCUCCAGUAACCAGCUGCAGGUCCCGCAGCCGGACAGCUGCCCCCCCGAAGCCGAGGCCCAGCUGAUCCACGACAGGAACACGGCGUCCCACGCCGCCCUCAACGAGAAGGCCCAGGGCGGGCCCGACCGCGUGCACAUGACCUGGACCAAGGAGAAGCUGUACACCGAGCGGAACCGCAACCGCGAGCAGAACAUGGGCGUGCGCGACCUCUUCAACAUGAAACCAGAGUGGGAGAACCUGAACCAGUCCAACGUGCGCAGGAUGCACACGGCCGUCAAGCUGAACGAGGCCGUGGUCAGCAAGUCCCAGGAUGCUCAGCUGGUCCUGCUCAACAUGCCGGGACCCCCCCGGAACAAAGACGGGGACGAGAACUACAUGGAGUUCCUGGAGGUUCUGAUGGAGGGGCUGAACCGCGUGCUGCUGGUGCGGGGGGGCGGGCGUGAGGUCAUCACCAUCUACUCGUAGCGCUGCGGCGGGGGGAGGGGUCCGGCGGCGCCCGCGUGGGCCAGCGUUACGGGACGGGGGGCGCCCAGGCGUCUGCGUGCUAGGAGGAGGGGGGUCUUAACGUUCCCCUCAGGACCAGGAGCGAUGCCACUACGGGGGCCACCUCACACCCGAGCCAGGAUGGCCUUGGGACACCACUAACUACAGCCUCAUCAGAUAUUACUCAGCUUCUCCUCACUCUUUAAAAUGUCUUUAUUAUGUGUGUAAAUACAGCGGACGCUCAUGCUAAUAUUAUUAUAUUUGUGUGUCUUAGUUCUGUUUUUUUUUUAAUUAACUGUUGCAGUUAUUUUGGUUUCACGUAACCUGGAAAAGGACUUUUUUUGCACAAGCUCGCUGAGGCCUGAGGUUUGUUUCGGCUCUGUUCGCUCCCCACAGCGCCCCCUGGCUGUGGAGUACUGUAAUAGCGACAGCCUUUCCCCAUGUAUGCAAUAUCUUAUAAAGGGGGAGGGGGGGGGGGGGGGUAAACAGGAAUGUUGGAUAUUUUAUGUUCUUUGUGUUUUUUGUUGUUUGUUGUUAAAUAAUGUACUUAACCUGUAUAUCCGUGUUGAAGCUUGUACCAAAGCGGUGCGUGUGGCUAGCAGGCUAGCGGACUAGCCGAUUAGCGAACUAGCGGACUAGCUGUGCAGCGCGGCGUUAGAGGCUGUUCUAAGCCUGAAGGGAGACGUAGCCUUAAUGUUUUCAUUUUGCUUUUCUGCGUUGGCCACUACCGGAAGGACCCGGCCUUCAGUGGCUGUCCUCUGUGAGGGGGGGGGGUCCUGUGAGAACGAGGCAAUAACAGUGACAGGCCGGGUGGGCCGUCUGUAAAUAUGCCUGUUUUUAUUUUUACUCAGGCAGGUGAGUUGCACACGGCUGCGCGGCGCGAAUCGCUUGAUUGGCCCCGGAAAGUCCUCCCAGCCCUCGGGCCAAAGUGACCUCUGCGCUCAUUUGCAUAUCCCACAGAGAGCUGCGUCUUAACCAAUCGCGCGCUGGUGCACCCUGGAGUGCCGUUUUAGGGACAGAGAGUAGCUCUCGUGGUUUUGUUUUUGCCGGAGGAUGUGGACGAUGCAGCGAUGGCUGCCCAGUGCUCUGUGGCAGUUAGACAUGUCUCCACCCGCACGCGGUGGUCAUGUGACCAAGUGGAGCCAAGGCAUUGGUGGUAGCCAUGGCAACGGGAAGUGAAGCCAUAGAGAGAGGUGGUCUCGGGUGUGAGCGCCCUUGGGAAUCAGUGGGCUAAAGCAGCGACGCUGUAGCGACUCUGGACUGUGCGGAGGGGAGCUGGGGCUUUUCCAUUAUGGGUCUGUCAGGUGUGUGUGUGAGUGUGUGUGUGUGUCUGUGUGUGUGUGUGUGUGUGUGAGUGUGCGUGUCUGUGUGUGUGUGAGUGAGUGUGCGCAUGAGCGUAAGUGUCUGUGUGUGCAUGUGUGUGAGUGUGUGUGAGUGUGAGUGUGAGUGUGAGUGUGAGUGUGAGUGUGAGUGUGAGUGUGUGUGAGUGUGUCUGUGUGUGUGUGUGUGUGUGUGUGUGUCUGUGCGUGUCUCUGUGUGUGUGUGUGUGUGUGUGUGUGUGUGUGUGUGUGUGUGUGAGUGCACGUGCACAUGAGCGUAAGUGUCUGUGUGUGUGUGUGUGUGAGUGAGUGUAUGUGGUCACAUGGAACAAAUCCCCAGUCAUGAGAGUGAAGCUUUGCGUGUCCUGUUGAAUACCUGGGUUGGUUUUACCUUUUGAUUCAUUGCAGGGAAGGCAUGGCCACAGUGAGGAUUUUCGCUAAUCUUUUUUUGGCUCACGAUUAGUGCUGUUCUGCAGAUCUUUAGCUGUGAGAAAGGAGCAGCUGUCGUGGCAGAUGUUGCCUGUCCAAGUCCCCUCAGUUUCCUAAUCCUGCUCCCAUGAUGCAGCACAAAAACGGUCCCGUCUUGGAUUUUUAAUACUUCACCGACGUUCAAGCUCCGCCUCACUGAAAUUCACAGUUUUAUGCACACAAUGUCAUUUCACACGAGCACUUUAGAUUUCUAGUGGAAGCACUCACGGAACGAUGUGCGGACUGGCCAGGCCUUGCUGUAAAGCUACGCUACAGGGAGAAACCCUGCCAUGUGACCACACGAGAGAGCUCAAAAGACCCGCCCUCAGAGCUGUCACUCACGACUUCGCCACGGAAACCAAGCAGUCAGGUGACCACCGGGAAUCCGCAGGGUCAUUCAUAACCGUGAGACCCCCCAUUCAAUGCCUUUGUGUAGAUGCUGCCUCUUCCUGUUUUUGUUUUUUUGUCUGGCGUGAAACCAGGCCCUCUGUUUUAAUGCCCUGACGUGGACAGUUUUAUAAUGCAUCUGAGUAGCUCUGCUUUCUCCCCAGGCUCCUGCAGCUCAGUAUAAAGUAUAUGUGUUGGGCGCCUGCUAUUGUGUUAUAAAUGAUACUGUAUAACUGCUGAAAAGAGACGUUGUUCUAAAUGUACUGUAUAAUUUUUUUGUUUUUUUAAUUAUUUUUUAAGUAUCCUAAUAAAGUGUAUCUUUUGCAUAAGUAGAAAUGUGCCAAAAAAAAAGAAA
This is a messenger RNA of Anguilla rostrata (American eel), 6174 nucleotides long. Its product is annotated as solute carrier family 12 member 7-like. The transcript has 27 exons. The coding region runs from base 247 to 3627 and encodes 1126 amino acids. Gene Ontology annotation, cellular component: plasma membrane. Lineage: Eukaryota; Metazoa; Chordata; Actinopteri; Anguilliformes; Anguillidae. Gene Ontology annotation, biological process: chloride ion homeostasis; cell volume homeostasis; potassium ion homeostasis. Gene Ontology annotation, molecular function: potassium:chloride symporter activity. The record is from RefSeq and is a predicted model, not a curated record.